Pangasianodon hypophthalmus (striped catfish) is the source of this 6059-nucleotide messenger RNA. RefSeq names its product mitogen-activated protein kinase binding protein 1 (gene mapkbp1). The transcript is spliced from 31 exons. The coding region runs from base 1090 to 5961 and encodes 1623 amino acids. The record is from RefSeq and is a predicted model, not a curated record. Gene Ontology annotation, molecular function: protein binding. Lineage: Eukaryota; Metazoa; Chordata; Actinopteri; Siluriformes; Pangasiidae.
GGGCUGUCAGCAGCGGGACUCAGCACACAGCGCAGUGGAGCCGCUGAGCUGAAGCGGGGUGGCGCUCGGUGGCACAAGCGGCGUCUGUCUCAAGCCCAUGAAGCUGCAGCUCUGAUCCUCUGCUGUGUGGGAAACGGACUGAUUUCAGCCAGCUAGCUUACCGCUAAACUAACCUGGACAGCAACCGCGACCUACAAUAGACCAGGAUUAACAUAACACAUUUAAGCUAGUAACUGUAAAUGUCUAAACAAACGAGAGCAGCACUAGCAUGUAGCUGACCGUUUGUAGAAGUAGGCUUCGUUAUAUAUCCAGCAUUAACCAAGCUAGUGGUUGCUAUGAAGCUAGCUAGCUACAGGACGCUAAGCUUAAGUUAGGUUACACCAGUUCAGGAUAGGAUGCUGGGGCAGUCGGUAAUUCUUUAGCUGACUUGAGUACGUUUAAGGCGUACUUACAAGUCCAUAUUUUCUAUAAGAAAGCACUGAGACGUUGUAGCCUGUAGUAAACAAACAAACAAACAAACCCGGUGAGUGUAAAGCAAGUGUUCUCAUUGGCUUUCAGCGUUAUUUCACUAACACUAGGCCAUAGUUCAGAGUGGACAGUUUUGCUUAUUAUAUAUGAUGCGUUUUUAUCAUUUCCUCUCUGUAGCUAGCGGAUUAAAAACAACGAAAGCGCCUCAGAUAAAGCGGUGAUUAGUCCACACCGGUCGCUCCUCCUCCACUGACAGAGCCAGAGCCGGUUUGCUUUUUAUAUUACAGCUGUAGGUUUGUGCGCAGGGGAGAUGAGAAGAGGCUUUUUCCUCAGAGACAAGCCUCCGAGCUGAGCGAGGAACUGCUGAGUGCAUGCGAAUGAGCCAUGGUCCAUUUCAGCACAUCAUCCAGUGCAGUGAGGAGAAACGCAGCUUCAGUGCAGAGGAGCAGGACUGCAGCUCAGAGGAGCAGCACAGCACCGCACACCUCAUCCGAGAUGAUUUAACACACCAUGUAACGUGGGCACUUGUUUAUUUUUAUUAAUAAGCUAGAAAAGAGCCAUACUUCACGGCUUUGGUCUUAAAGUAGCUGGACAGUUACAUUUCCAGGAGACGAGAUCAAGAUGACGAUGGAAAACUCGACCAUUAAAAAUCGGAUUAAAAACCUGCUCCGAUCUCCUUCCAUCAAACUGCGGAGAAAUAAACCAAGGAACAACAAGGAAAACCUGAGAGAUAAGGUGACUCUUGAAAAGGUUUUGGGAAUUACUGCUGCAGGAAACCGUGCCUUGGCCUGUGAUCCUCACUCAGGUUUGGUAGCCUAUCCUGCAGGGUGUGUGGUGGUGCUCCUAAACCCCAAGAAGAACAAACAGUAUCAUAUUCUCAACAACUCCAGGAAAACAAUCACCACUCUAGCUUUCUCACCAGAUGGCAAAUAUGUGGUCACAGGAGAGAGUGGUCAUAUGCCAGCAGUGCGUGUGUGGGAUGUGGUGGCGAGAACUCAGGUGGCAGAGCUACAGGAGCAUAAGUACGGCGUGGCCUGCGUAGCUUUCUCCCCCAACAGCAAGUACAUCGUCAGUGUGGGUUACCAGCAUGACAUGAUUGUCAACGUCUGGGCCUGGAAGAAAAAUGUAUUGGUGGCUGCCAACAAAGUCUCCAGUAAAGUGACGGCCGUGUCGUUUUCAGAUGACAGCUCCUACUUUGUCACAGCAGGGAAUAGACAUGUCAAGUUUUGGUACCUGGACCACACCAAAGCCUCUAAGGUCAAUGCCACAGUGCCCUUACUGGGUCGUUCUGGGUUGCUGGGUGAGCUCAGGAAUAACUUCUUCAGUGAUGUGGCUUGUGGCAAGGGUCGGAAGGCCAGCAGCACUUUCUGCAUCACCUCCUCAGGCCUGCUGUGCGAGUUCAAUGACAAGAGGCUGCUGGAUAAGUGGGUGGAGCUUAGGAAAAACGACAAUAUCACAACUGGCUUAGCCACUGCACUGUCUGUCACUGAGGAUCUGAUAUUCUGUGGCUGUGCUGAUGGAACUGUGCGAGCUUUCAACCCGGUCAAUCUGCACUUCAUCUGCACUCUGCCUCGCCCACACAGCCUGGGCACGGACAUUGCCACUGUCACUGACGCAAGCCAACUCUUUGCAUACAAAUUGGAUGCACGAUAUCCUGACACAGUGGCUGUGUCAUAUGACCUCACCAACCGCUGGCUGUCCUGUGUUUACAACGAUCAUAGCCUGUAUGUCUGGGAUGUUCGUGACCUCCACAAAGUGGGAAAAGUGUACUCUGCCUUGUAUCACUCCUCAUGUGUGUGGAGUGUGGAGAUGUACCCACAGAGCAGUGAGAGAGAGCGAUCUUGUCUCACUCCAGGAUCCUUCCUUAGCUGCUCUUCUGACAACACCGUACGCCUUUGGAACACAGAUGGAUACAGUGCCGCAGUCAAGCGCAACGUCAUCAGCAAUGACCUCCAGAAAAUUAUUUAUAUAGACAGUAAUGUCGCAGCUUUGUUGGACCCAGACUGCACUAUCUCCAGCAAUUCAGAGAAAGCUGAUCCACAAACCUCUGAGAACAGGACUGGCGUUAGGACCAUGUGUGUCAGCCCAGAUGGUCAGCACCUGGCAUCAGGGGACCGCAAUGGAAUACUAAGAAUCCAUGAGCUACAGAGCAUGGAGGAGAUUCUGAACGUGCAGGCCCACGACUCCGAGAUCCUGUGUCUUGAGUAUUCAAAGCCUGAGACAGGCUUGAGGCUGUUGGCCACAGCAAGCAGAGACAGGCUGAUCCAUGUUCUUGAUGCUCAGUGCGAGUAUGGCCUGGUGCAGACACUUGAUGAACAUUCCUCCUCCAUCACUGCAGUGCGGUUUGCUGCAAAUGAUGGCAAAAUCAGAAUGAUCAGUUGUGGUGCUGACAAAAGUAUCUACUUCCGCACAGCACAUAAGACGGAUGAAGGAAUCAUGUUUACGCGUACCCACCAUAUUGUGAGGAAGACUACUCUGUACGAUAUGGAUAUUGACCCCCUGCGCAAGUAUGCUGCUAUUGGCUGUCAGGACCGCAGCAUCAGGAUCUUUAACAUCAGCAAUGGCAAACAGAAGAAAAUAUACAAGGGCUCUCAGGGGGAGGAUGGCACCCUCAUUAAGGUCCAAAUGGAUCCAUCUGGGAUGUAUGUGGCUACCAGCUGCUCAGACAAAAACAUCAACAUUUUUGACUUCUACACUGGAGAGUGUGUAGCCACCAUGUUUGGGCACUCUGAGAUUGUCACUGGGAUGAAAUUUACAAAUGAUUGCAAACAUCUGAUAUCAGUGUCAGGGGACAGCUGCAUCUUUAUGUGGAGACUGAAUCCAGAGCUGACCAUCAAUAUGAGACAAAGACUUUCUGACCUUAAACAGAAGAGCAAACCUGUACAGAAAACCCCUCCUACCAAACAUCAUUCAGUCAGCACUAGGAGAGAGGUGCAUAGUGCUCCACCUAUAGGUACAAUGUCCUCAGACAGUGAUAAAGAGCCUGAGGAAGAGGAUGGUAUCGAAGAGGAGGAUGGUAUCGAAGAGGAGGAUGAAUGCAAUUUUCCUCACCUAUCUUCUGGAAGCAGCACAGGAGAAGAAACUGGAUCGUCAGAGGACAAGCAUGACUCGAUCCGGGAGAUGAGAAAUAUUUCUGACAGCCGUUCAGCAUGCGAGAACUCAGGCCCAGGGCAAAGGCGUCGCUGGUCUAGGCGAAUAGGCAGCACGGAUUUAGUGGUGAAGUCCAUGCUGGACCUGAGGCAGCUUGAGUCUUUUGCUAAGUCCCCUGCUGUCAACCGAGCACUGGAUCCAGAUCUGGAUCUUGGCAGUACCAUCAGCCUACAGACCAUCACUGGAUGGGUGGAGCAGCCAGACGUGCAGGAGGAGCCUGUCCCAAGAGGACAAACACGUCCUCAGUACAUCCCACUGUCGCCUCAGACAGCAGACACAGAGGCUGUGGUGCUUUACCCUGAGGGCUGUGAGGACAGAGUGAGCCUGGCAGGCAGUGAGUACCAGGUCAAGGAGUUAGCCCAUGGUGUGAGGUUGCCUAAAGGAAACUCCUGUCCUGAGAAGCAGAGCCCUGACAGCGCAUGCUCAAUGGAUUAUUCCAACAGUCGUCUCUCCAGCCCGGAUCAGCCUGGAGAAGACUCAGAACCCACUGAGCCACUGAGUGUGGAUGGAAACUCAUCUGAGCUGGACAUGGAAGACCUAGAAGAGGAAGAGGAGGAGAGCCUGAGGAAGACUGAGAUCUGUAGUUUUGUGCCUACGACUCCAGACCAAGAAGCCUUCCUCAAAAAAAACUUUGCAAACUUGUCAGACUUCAGCAGCUCAGGAAGUCCAAAUUCUCUUCAGCCAACAAUCACUGACAGUGUCAGCAUCUCAUCAAAGUUCCUCACUGGUUCCAAUAGCUGCAGGCAGGCAAUUGUUUCCCCUUCAAGCAAAACUACUGAGAGUAAGAUUGGCAGUGAAUUGGUGCAUCCCAUGCAGGACAGAAAACAGAGCACCCUGCAAGAACUAAAGAGCCCUGAGAGGCCGUCAGUUCUGCACUUAACCCCUGAGAAGAAACGCAUCCCUGUAGAAAUUUCUGCUGAUUCUCUGGCUGCCUCAACUGGAAUGAGGAAAGCCCAAUCCAUCCACAGCAUCUCUUCAGAGGCUGAUAUGCCUCAGACAUCUACGCGUCUUUCUAAGGAGGUUCCCCCUCAGCCCCAGCAUUACGAGCGUGCUCCAUCAUCCACACUGCGCCGCACACUUCCCAGUGUGCCUCUCUCCAGCCCAACAUCUGCCCAGCCCAGGGACUGCCCUACACCCACCAAGUCCAAGCCACGCUCAUACAUGAGCCCCACCACAAGUUCCAUAGCCAAGAUGUCACGCUCCAUGUCCAUGGGUGACAGCCUGAACGUGAGUGAGCUCAGUGAAGUACCUGCAGGCUCAGACACCUACCGAGGUUCAGGAUCAGACACUUCCAACCUUCGCAUUGCUUCUCGCAGCAAACCCUCAUCUCCAGUAGUCCCACUGCCCUCUUCAUUUAUUGGCUCUCCUCCCCGUGGUGCUGUUAUACCCACCAUAAGCGGUGCCUCCACUCUUAACUCUUCUUCUAAAGGCAUCCAGGCCAAAUUACCCAGCAGUGCCCGUCCACAGCUACAUCUGGACAUCACCAAACCUCUCCCAGAUAAGCCUUCCAUGGCCUCCUUCUCUCCUAACAGCAAGAUUACCAAGCUUGACCACAAGGAAGAUCUUGGUAACAGGACUCCAGUAAGUAUACCCCCCCUGCCAGGACCAGAGCAGUCUCAUUCCAUCAAUAUGCAGCCAAUUACAUGCUCAGUCCCUACUGAGACCAAGCCACUAGAGCAACAGGAGCUCAAUGCUGAUCAGUCUGAAGAGCCAGAGAAGAUCCAUGGAAAAGAUACAGAGCUGGAGGAGACUCAAACCAAGCAAUCAAAUCAGAAUCAGGGCAGCACAAUUUGUCUGCAGGCAGCCAGUCGAGCCCAGGAUUCAGGUUUGCUGGGAUUUCACUCCUCUCUUGUUUUCUCAUCUGUGCCUCUGCGCCUGGGUCUGCCCAAGCACUUUACCAGCAGGCUCUGGUAUCUCUCUCCUUCCGUCUCUUCCAUCACUUCUGCCAUGUUCUCCUCUUCACCCUGUCCCUCCAUUAAUCAUUACCAACUGAAGGAUGCAUCUCUCAGUAUGGAGUCAUGCAGACUUGCAGCUAGUGAACUUCAAACCAGUUUUAAAAAGGCCUGCCACUUCUACAGGAUGCUGAGCAGUUCCACAGACCAGACGCAGGAGCAUCAGGAGAUGGCUCAAGUGCUGACUGAUACAUUUGAGGCAGUACAGGCUGAGUUGAACUCAUUGCCAAAUUAUAUAGAAAGCCGCUCCAGCAGCAGCAGCAGCAGCUCAGUGUGUGUGCUGGGCAGUGGAGCAGGUGUUGUGGGUGAGGAACGAACGUUGGCAUUGCUGGAGCAGUAUUCACAGCUUCUCCUCAGAGCUGUGGAGAAGAGAAUGGACAGCAAAGUCUGACAUGCACCUCUUUUGUUAAUUAGAUCAUUCAGGCUGAGGCCGGAUUCUAAGCCAUGACUCUGUGUAGCAGCAGAUUCUUCUGAGGUUUUUUUUUUUUU